Messenger RNA from Achroia grisella, 3663 nucleotides. RefSeq lists its product as uncharacterized. Gene Ontology annotation, molecular function: iron ion binding; FAD binding; oxidoreductase activity. Lineage: Eukaryota; Metazoa; Arthropoda; Insecta; Lepidoptera; Pyralidae. The record is from RefSeq and is a predicted model, not a curated record. The coding region runs from base 1 to 3663 and encodes 1220 amino acids. The transcript is spliced from 15 exons.
AUGAGUCAGUCAAUAAGUGUUGUGAAAACAUGUCGUGUAUUGAGUUUACGGUUAACGAAAAAAAAUGUUCAGUGUUUGGUGCUGGUGUUCUCCUGUCAUGGCUGGGAUAUAACUACCAUCGAAGGCGUCGGGAACCGUCGCAACGGUUACUCCGACAUCCAGAAGCGGUUCAGGGCAUUCAACGCCACGCAAUGCGGAUACUGCACGCCCGGCUGGAUCAUGAAUUUAUAUAGUUUACAGGAUAAACAUCUCACAACAGCUGAACUGGAGAGAUCGUUCGGCAGUAACACGUGUCGAUGUACAGGAUACAGACCUAUAUUGGACGUGAUCAAGUCAUACGCAGUCGAUGCCAGCCCUGAGUUACUACAGAGGGUGAAGGAUAUAGAAGAUUUAGAAACAUGUGAUAGGAAAUCGAGUAAUUGCCAAAGAAAAUGUUCAACGCAUAGCAUCGAUAGUGACUGGAGCGUAAUUGAGAAUUCAUUACCUAGAUGUGAAAAAACUAUAGUUUUAGAUUUCGGAAAUGAAAUAAUGUUUAAAGUUUUCGAAGAAAAAGAUAUUUUUGAAAUAUUUCAUGAACAUGGUGUAGAUUCUUAUCAACUCGUUGAUGGAAAUACUGCGAAAGGUAUCUAUGAAAAUUAUGAAUAUCCUCGCAUACUAAUAGACAUUAGCAAUGUGAAAUCGCUAAAAGGAUAUAAAUGUGAUCAGAAUCUGAUUCUCGGAGCGAACACAUCAUUGGAGGAAUGUAGGAAAAUAUUUCAGGAUGUAGCGCUGUCUAAUGAUGAUUUCAGUUAUCUGUCUGAGUUUGCUAAACAUUUUGAGAACGUGGCUCAUAUAUCCGUAAGAAAUAUCGGAUGUCUGGCCGGUAACUUGAUGUUGAAACACAGUAUGCCGUCGUUUCCAUCGGAUGUGUUCUUGCUUUUGUCUGCGGUUGGUGCAGUUAUUACUGUCAGAAAUUCAAAGGGCCAGAUAAAUAAUAUAAAAAUGUCACAAUUUCUCAGUUAUAAUAUGCAAGGAGUAUUGAUACAGUCCAUAUUGUUACCUCCUUUAGGUGCUUUAAGCAUUUUUAAAAGUUAUAAGAUUAUGCCGAGAAAUCAGAAUGCUUUAGCUAUUGUAAAUGCAGCAUUCUUACUAAAUAUGGACAAUAACAGAAUAAUAAAGGAAGCUACUUGUGCGUUUGGUAAUAUUUCGACGGAAUUUAUUUAUGCUAAUCGUACUAAUAUAUAUUUGCGUAAUAAAAAUAUUUUUAAUAAUAAAAUAUUACAAAGAGCUAUCAAGGAAUUGAAUGACGAAUUACGCCCAAUUGAGUAUACUCUGUAUUCGAAAGAAACUCGCAAGAAACUAGCAAUUGGGAUAUUUUACAAGUUCAUUUUGAGCAUUGCACCGUCGAGUUUUAUUGAUCCUCGCUAUAGAUCUGGACGUGAGUUGCUGCAUCGUCCGAUUUCUCACGGAACUCAGUCCUAUCAAACAGAUUCUUCGCUAUAUCCUAUCAACCAGCCUCUUCCCAAGUUAGAAGCAUUACUUCAGAGCUCAGGGGAAGCACAAUUUGUAAACGACAUUCCGUCAUUUCCUCUAGAAGUAUUUGGCGCUUUUGUUUUAUCCACAAUACACGUUGGGCAAAUUGAUUCUAUAGAUACAACUGAUGUUUUGAAUAUAGACGGCGUUCUAGCUGUAUACACUGCGAAAGAUAUUCCGGGAAUAAAUUCUUUCAUACGGCCGGGGGUACAACAAGAGAAAGUAUACGAAGAGAUUCUUGUAAGCAGUGAUGUUAAAUAUUAUGGUCAACCAUUAGCCAUCGUUGUGGCAAUAACACAAACACUAGCUGCAACUGUUGCUAAAAAAGUUAAAGUAACAUAUAAAAAUAAAAGUUCCUGCGAUCCCGUAAUCACUAUAAAUAAAGCUAAAAAAGAUAGCAAAAGAUAUGUGCCAGCCGAUGGUGGUCUUAAACCUAAAGGUCGUGGUAAUAAUGUUACAAAUAUUGUAAAAGGUUCAUAUGAAAUUGAAACACAAUAUCAUUAUUAUAUGGAGCCAAUAACUUGCGUCGUGGUGCCAGUAGAUGAUCGACUUGAAGUAUAUGAUUCUACGCAGUGGAUGGAUCUAAGUCAAAUGGGAAUAGCGCAAUGUUUGAAAAUGAAAGAAAGUCAAAUAUUAAUGAAAGUGCGUCGUUGUGGUGGUGCAUUUGGCGGCAAAAUUAGUCGAAAUGUACAAGCGUCUACAGCUUGCGCUUUAGUCGCUCGGAAAAUGGCAUUGCCGUGCCGUUUCAUAUUGCCAAUACAAACCAACAUGUCCAUUUCCGGUGGGAGGUUUCCAACACAAUGUAAUUAUGAGGUAGGUGUGGAUGCUAAUGGGAAAAUUCAGUACUUACAAGCAAUGGUGGUGCAAGAUCAGGGCUACUCGUUUAAUGAUUUUCUCCUUCAACCUUUUGUGGGAGGUUUCCCAAAUUGCUAUAAUUCUGAUUACAUGAGCUUGAAAGUGGCUUCUGUGUUUACCGAUUUGCCUUGUAAUACCUUUGUACGAGCGCCAGCGACAUCAGAAGCUAUUGCUUGCAUAGAGAACAUAAUGGAACAUAUAGCAUAUGUUGUAAAAAAGGAUGCCAUAGAUGUGCGUCUAGCCAAUAUGAGAAAAGAAGAUAACGAUUUACCACAACUCAUAGAUAUAUUAAGAAAAGAAGCUGACUACGAUGCUCGAGCGAAAUUAAUUCAAGAGUACAAUGAAUCGAAUCGUUGGGUAAAGAAAGCUAUACAUAUCAGUCCAAUGAUUUUUCCAGUUAUUUACAUUGGUAUGUUUUCAGCUAUGGUGUCUAUAUAUAGAGAUGGUACAGUGACAGUCACUACUGGUGGAAUAGAGAUAGGACAGGGUCUGAACACCAAAGCAGCACAAGUAUGCGCACACCAAUUAGGUAUUCCAUUGCAAUACAUAACUAUAUUACCAAGCAUGUCUUUCGUAGCUGCUAACAACGUUUGCACAAGUUCAAGUACAUCAAGUGACAGCGUGUGUUAUUCUAUAAUAAAAGCUUGCGAAAUAUUAAACAAGCGAUUGGAACCAGCAAGGAAGCAAUUGACAAAUCCUACAUGGGAACAGGUUGUCUGGAAGGCAGGGGAAUUGUUGGUAGAUCUGACUGCAACUUAUACGACGUCUCAAAAAGAUUUGCCGAAUUAUAAUACAUUUGGUGUAGCCAUUCUAGAAACACAGUUAGAUGUUCUAACAGGGAGAUAUCAGUUGUUAAGAGCAGAUAUAUUAGAAGACGUAGGAUUAAGUGCCAACCCAGAGGUCGAUAUUGGUCAGGUUGAAGGAGCUUAUAUAUAUGGUUUGGGAUAUUUUACGAGUGAAAAGAUUAUUUACGAUAAACAAACAGGCAAAAAACUAACUAACAGGUCUCUAACAUACCACGUACCUCUGGCCUUAGAUAUACCAGCAGAUUUCAGGGUUAUGCUUCGAUAUAAUUCUAAAAAUCCGAAAGGUGUGUUAGGGUCUAAAGCUGUUGGUGAAAUGGGCGUUUGUACUACUAAUGGAGUGACACAUGCUCUAAGGAAAUGUAUAAUGGAAUCGAGAAAGAAUUCUGGAUACGACCCUACAGAGUGGAUAAAUAUAGAUAAUCCAUUCACUACGGAUUCUAUACUAAAAGCAUUAGACGUUAAAUUAGAGGAGUUUGUUUUCAAGCUAUGA